CUGACCUCGCCAAUCAAAACAGUAUCUAUUUCCAAAACCUGAAAUCAUGAAAACCCUGCGUCUGUCCUUCCUCUGCCCUUGACAAUCCCGCAUCGUCUAUAAAAAAGUGACUACAAUGGCAUCUAAUAACACGGUGUGCGAGGAAUUCGAAGCUUACAAGCGCAUGACCGACGAGAAUGCGGCACAGACAGUCCUUAUGCGGGCGGAAAUAGAGAAGCUCAAGGCUGAGAGGACCAUAAUGACCACGGAGGACUUUGCUCAACUGCUGCGCCUGGGGCUAUCCUGGCUCUGCGCACCGCGCUCCUCAGGCCCAGCUCACGACAAGCAGUCAUAGCUGCUCCUUCCCUCCUAUACUCGCGGACAAUUUUGUGGGAAAUAGCGCUGUGGUGGGCGCAUACUUGGACCCGGCGCUGCCCGGCAAGGACAUUGCUGGCGUAUUCCUGCAAGCUGGUUUAGUCCUGCUGGUUUAGUCCUGCCGGUGUUAUUUUUUUGUGGCGCCCGCGUGGCGCCCGCAACCGGCCGGUGAGGGUGAGGAAGUUCUGACCGUGCUGCGGGGGUCCUCCAGGGUCAGAGGAGGCCGUACCGGUACGGGAGGUACGGGUGAAUGGCGGCCCUUGGCGGCCGGGGGGAGCAGGAGGAGAGGCUAAGGAAGACGGGCCCACGACAGGAGCGUGCUACCUUGCGUGCGACAGUCGUCCCCGGUGUGGAACUGUAGGACAGAGCUGACAAAGUAAGCAUACGGGAAUUGGGUAGAAUGUAAUGGCCAAAUGAGAUGCACGAGUGGGUAUCGUAGCUAGCGUGCCAGCAGCGCCAGAGACAUGCAUGACUCUUGAGCACAUCUGAGCAGUUUGCUCUGCCGCUUAAGUUUGUACUGUAGUGUCUUUGUUUUUGGCUGCCUACACAUUUUGAGCUGCAUUGACUGCAGGAUGCAUAGAAGAGCCAUAGCCAGGUAGGGGGCAGGCUGCACAGGCUGCAGGUUCCAAACGGCAAGAGCACACGUAGCCAUGCUAUGAGCUACGGCUGAAGGCAGCUCCCGGAAUGGCCUGUGAAUGUUAUAUGCCAACCGUGCCUAUCUACUACCUAGGGAGGAGAGGAUUUGCCCGUUAUGUGUUGCAAAUGAAGUCGAAGAUGAGACCAUGGGACCAUGUGCUCAUGCGGUGUACGGUGUAAGACCAGUUGCGUUCGGGUAGCGAGAUCGGUUUUACAGGCGGGAUGCAGGCAGAAUACGGACCCAGCCAGGAUAGCCGCGUUACUAGAUUCCAUUUGGGAGCACAGGAGCAGAAGCACCCCUAUUUGGGGACCAAACUAGCUGCAUGAAAAAGUGUUGCAGGCGUUAUAAGGGCCCCCCGGCCCGGGCCUCGGUUUCUACAAGGACAGGAAUGCACGUUGUGCUCACCACCUUGUAACCACACACAACA
This is a messenger RNA of Chlamydomonas reinhardtii, 1418 nucleotides long. RefSeq lists its product as uncharacterized. The transcript has 2 exons. NCBI's taxonomy places the organism in Eukaryota, Viridiplantae, Chlorophyta, Chlorophyceae, Chlamydomonadales, Chlamydomonadaceae. The record is from RefSeq and is a predicted model, not a curated record. The coding region runs from base 116 to 334 and encodes 72 amino acids.